AUGAAAAAGACAGUUGCAGAUAUAACUAUUCUCAAAUUAAAAAAUGGUAAAAUCACAUAUACUUUAACAUUACAACAGAUCAACAUACAAUCAAUUCAAAAUGAAUUAGCCAAGACAAUAAAUAAUUCAGGUGGAGUACAAUCUACAACUGAAGUAAAAGAAGAAAUAGAUGAAGAUGAUAUUCCCGUACCGAAAUCUGAGAUCGAUGACGAAGUUUCACAAAUAAAGCAAGAGAAUGAUGAAUUGUUAGAUGAAGAUAAUAUACCAGUUCCUAAAUCUGAAUUCGAAAUUAAUGAAGAAAUUGACAUCACCACCGUCAAGGUCGAGCCCGAGAAUAUACGAUUGGCUUUUCCAAAAGAUAUCUCAUCUCCUUAUGACAACAAGUGGGUUCCAUUAAAUGAAGAGAAUAUUGAUGAUGUUCAAUUCAAGGAUUUUCAAAUCUUGGCGUUUGUAACCAACGACGAAGAAGAUUUUAAUAUAGUUGAAGCAGUUGCUUCGGAAGAGUAA
Messenger RNA from Lodderomyces pseudojiufengensis, 507 nucleotides. RefSeq lists its product as uncharacterized. Lineage: Eukaryota; Fungi; Ascomycota; Pichiomycetes; Serinales; Debaryomycetaceae. The coding region runs from base 1 to 507 and encodes 168 amino acids. The transcript is spliced from 2 exons. The record is from RefSeq and is a predicted model, not a curated record.